This is a messenger RNA of Doryrhamphus excisus (bluestripe pipefish), 558 nucleotides long. RefSeq names its product myelin and lymphocyte protein-like. Gene Ontology annotation, cellular component: membrane. Gene Ontology annotation, molecular function: structural constituent of myelin sheath. NCBI's taxonomy places the organism in Eukaryota, Metazoa, Chordata, Actinopteri, Syngnathiformes, Syngnathidae. The record is from RefSeq and is a predicted model, not a curated record. Gene Ontology annotation, biological process: myelination.
CUAAUGGCUACUUGAGCCUUUUGUGUGGUCGACUUUGUGGGAUCAGCGGCAGCAUGGCGUCCAACACCCACACCAUGGAGAGCCUUCCCAGCGGCCUGAGGAUCUGCUGUACCGUCCCCGACUUCCUCUACCUGCCUGAACUGGUAUUUGGUGGUCUGGUGUGGAUCCUGGUGGCGUGCACUCUGGUGGUCCCAGAGAACCCCCAAGGCUGGGUGAUGUUCGUGUCCGUUUUCUGCUUCGUCCUCACCUUCCUGUGGAUGCUGAUGUUCGCCUGCGGCUGUCAUUCCAAUAAGAGCAGCUGGGCAGCAGCAGACUUUGUCUAUCAUUUCAUCGCCGCUGUCUUCUACCUGAGCGCCUCGGUGGCGUUGGCGAAGGUGACUCUGGACAUGAGGGACGGCGUUGACUUCCAGAACUACCAACUGGAUAUCUCAGCUGUGGUGUUCUCGUACACAGCAACACUGCUCUACUUUGUGCACACCAUCUUGUCAGCCGUACGAUGGAAGUCCUUCUAGAACCGUCUACAGACACUCAUGUCGUAUUUUAUUAUUGUUUAAAGCG